This is a messenger RNA of Ilex paraguariensis (yerba mate), 852 nucleotides long. NCBI's taxonomy places the organism in Eukaryota, Viridiplantae, Streptophyta, Magnoliopsida, Aquifoliales, Aquifoliaceae. The record is from the annotation of a GenBank genome assembly.
AUGGUUAUGCCCUUGGACUUUCUGAUUGCUGAAAACCCUAUAGCUGACAAUACCGGAGAAAUGGGCCUCACAAUGAAUAUAGAUCUUUCUUCCUUGCUUUCAAUAAGGCUAUUUCUCUCUAUAUAUGAGGAAAUUUGGGAAGGUAAUAACAAACUGUACAUGGGUAUCUUUGUUGGGGGAAGUAAAGUGGUUCAUUUUACCCGACCUAAUGUCAAUUCAAGCAGUGAGACCUCUAUUGAUUCCUAUGAUGAAAUAUCAAACCUUUUGUCAUCCUGUCCAACCUUUCCUGACUGUGGAUUCAGGCUACCCAAUAGUGGAGUGGUCCUCUCAUGCUUGGAUUGUUUCCUUCGAAAUGGAUCCCUUUAUUGCUUUGAAUAUGGAGUAAGCCCAUCCGUUUUCCUUGCCAAAGUGCGAGGAGGUACUUGCACAACUGCAACAUCCGACCCACCAGUAACUGUCAUCCACCGAGCAAUGCAUCUGCUUCAGAAUGGUUUUGGGAACUAUGAUGUGUUUCAGAAUAACUGUGAGGAUUUUACCCUUUACUGCAAGACAGGGCUUCUAACAGUUGACAGGUUGGGGGUCGGAAGAAGUGGGCAAGCUUCUUCCAUCAUUGGUGCACCAUUGGCAGCCCUUCUUUCCUCGCCUUUAAAAUUGCUAAUGCCUAGUCCUGUUGGCGUGGCUACUGUAACAGCAGGGAUGUAUUGUAUGAGCCGAUAUGCUACUGAUAUUGGAGUUCGAACUGAUGUGAUCAAGGUAGCAGUGGAGGACCUGGCUGUAAAUCUUGGUUGGCUGGGGACUCAAGAGGAUGUAGCAAAGGAAGACGAGGCUUCUAACCAACUAAUUGUCUUAUAA